Vicia villosa (hairy vetch) is the source of this 2666-nucleotide messenger RNA. RefSeq lists its product as uncharacterized. Gene Ontology annotation, biological process: proteolysis. Gene Ontology annotation, molecular function: serine-type endopeptidase activity. The record is from RefSeq and is a predicted model, not a curated record. Bases 36 to 2411 code for a protein of 791 amino acids. The transcript is spliced from 11 exons. NCBI's taxonomy places the organism in Eukaryota, Viridiplantae, Streptophyta, Magnoliopsida, Fabales, Fabaceae.
GCUAACAAGUGAGUUAGAAUUCCAGAACCAUUUCCAUGGCAUACCGCGCCCUAUUUCAUUUUCAUCGUUCACACGCCAAACUCACACUUACCAGCUCCUCCUUCUUCUCUACCCGCUGCCUCCGUCCUUCUGCCACACUUCCCACGCAACCUCCGCCGUCCCCUAAGAAGCUCCCUUUCACUGUGUCAGCUCACGGCAGGUCAUGGCAGGACCCAUAUCACUGGAUGUCCAACACCGACGAUCCCCAUUUGUUGGAACAUCUCAACUGCGAAAACAGCUAUGCUGACGCCUUCAUGGCUGACACUCUCAAACUCCGCUCUCAAUUGUCUUCCGAGAUGAAAACACGAUUACCUUCUUAUGUUUGCACCCCCCCUGAGCGUUGGGGACCCUGGUUGUAUUAUCAGUACAUUCCAGAGGGAAAGGAAUAUCCUGUGCUUUGUAGGAAGCUGGAAACAAAGAGUAGUGGCUGGAUGAACACAUUUUUGUUUCGCCAUGGAAUUGCAGGAUCAGACAGGGAGGAGGUUUUGCUUGACUGGAAUGAACUCGCAGAGAAAUACGGGUAUGUCCACGUCGGAACAUGCAGAGUUUCACCUGAUCAUAACUAUCUUGCCUAUACAGUUGAUAUUUCUGGUGGUGAACGGUUUGUGCUUCAGGUUAAAGACCUUAGAAGUGGAUUACUUGACCCCAAAGUAGAAGUUGAUGGUGUUGUUAGCUUGGCUUGGGCUAGAGAUGCAACUUCUCUUUUUUAUACUCAAGCAGAUGAAAACCAGCGACCUUACAGGGUUCUCUGCAGAAAACUUGGAUAUGAUCUUGUGAAUGAUCUCACAGUAUUUACCGAAAGUGAUUCCGGUUUUUGUGUGGACAUAACAAGCACAAAGGAUGGCAAGUUCAUUACUGUGAAUUCAAACUCAAGGACUUCAUCUGAGGUUCAUGUUAUAGAUUCUGCCAAUCCGAUGGAUGGUUUACAAAGACUAUGUGAGCGUACUUCUGGUGUACAGUAUUUUGUAGAACAUCACUCUGGUCUAUUUUAUAUCCUUACCAAUGCUCCUUUACCUGAUGGUCAAUGGUCUGGUGAAGAGUAUUACCUUGUUAGAUGCAGAGUUCAAGAUAUCGAGUCACCUAAAUUGCAGAACAUCAUCCUUCCCGAAAAAGAUACACGCCUAUGUGAUUUGGACAUCUUUAAUGGUCAUCUGGUUCUUUUCCUCAAUAAGAAAGGUCUUCCUUUGUUAUGUUCCUUGAACUUACCUUUCCAAAUUGAUUUCAAAAAGAAUCAAGUAUAUAUUCAAGACCUGAAACCGUGGUACUUUCCUCUGCCAACAAAUACAUGUAGUGCCGUUCCUGGUUCCAAUCAUGACUUCCUAAACACGGUUUAUCGUGUGGUUCUUUCAUCACCUGUGAUGCCAGAUGUUAUUGUUGACUAUGACAUGUCAAGACAGACUUAUUCAAUUGAGCAUCAAGAGGAAGUGAAUUGUGAUUCUGUUGGUCAGUCAAGCAUUCUACCAUUCGGGCCAAUGCAUAAUAAAAUUCAACAGGCAUGUGGCCAUAAGAAAGAGUGUGUCUCAGAUUCUAAUUCACAGAGAUGGAAGGACUUUUCAGAAGUAUACUGUUGUCAGAGAGAGGAAGUUGUUUCCCAUGAUGGUGUAAAAGUUCCACUAACCAUUGUGUACUCUAGGGAGUCCUGGCAAAAGGGUCAAAGCCCGGGAAUUUUAGUAGGAUAUGGAGCAUAUGGAGAAGAUCUUGAUAAGAGUUGGUGUUCAGAUCGCCUGAGUUUAUUGGAUCGUGGUUGGGUAUUGGCAUUUGCUGACGUAAGAGGUGGUGGAGGUCAUUCUUGGCACAAAUCAGGAUGUGGAUUGAACAAACAGAAUUCAAUAUCUGAUUUUGUAUCUUGUGGAAACUACCUGGUUCAUGAGGGUUAUGUCCACAGAGACCUGCUUGGUGCUGUUGGAACCAGUGCAGGCUGCCUUCUUGUUGGUGCAGCUAUGAAUAUGUAUCCACAACUCUUUCGAGCCACCAUAUUAAAGGUACCAUUUAUUGAUGUAUGCAACACAUUGUUGGAUCCCAGUCUACCCCUCACAAUCCUGGAUUAUGAAGAAUUUGGAAAUCCUGAAAUUCAAGCAAACUUUGAUUCUAUUUUAAGUUUUUCUCCUUAUGACAACAUUCCUCAAGGCUGUUGCUUUCCUUCAGUUAUGGUUACAGCGGCAGUUAAUGAUACAAGGGUUGGAGUUUGGGAAGGUGCUAAGUGGGUAGCUAAAGUAAGAGAUAGUACCUGCUCUCGUUGUUCUCGUGCUGUAAUCAUGAAAACAAGUAUGAUAGGAGGCCAUUUUGGCGAAGGUGGACGCUAUGCUCAGUGCGACGAAGCAGCUUAUGAAUAUGCUUUCUUCAUGAAAGCUUUUGGAAUGUUAAAUGAAUAAGCUAAAUCAUUAGGCCAGAAACAGCAAGGUUAUUUUUAUUAGCUGAAGACAUGUCAAGGAAAAAAGGAUGAGUUGUUUGUAUCCUCCUAGUUAGUGCAGUAGAGUCAAUAUCAAGGUUUUAGAGACACAGGCAUGUUUCAACAUCUAUACUUGAAAUGCUGUUUUGGGAUAGAAAAAUGAUGAGACUAAAGUGAUGUUAGAAACUCAUUCUACUUUGACAUAAUGAAAUUUGCAUGAUUUGAUGCUUUUCAGAAA